Erpetoichthys calabaricus (reedfish) is the source of this 4044-nucleotide messenger RNA. RefSeq names its product ubiquitin specific peptidase 8 (gene usp8). Bases 172 to 3414 code for a protein of 1080 amino acids. Gene Ontology annotation, molecular function: cysteine-type deubiquitinase activity. Gene Ontology annotation, cellular component: extrinsic component of plasma membrane; dendritic spine; extrinsic component of endosome membrane. Gene Ontology annotation, biological process: protein K63-linked deubiquitination; Ras protein signal transduction; protein K48-linked deubiquitination. NCBI's taxonomy places the organism in Eukaryota, Metazoa, Chordata, Cladistia, Polypteriformes, Polypteridae. The record is from RefSeq and is a predicted model, not a curated record. The transcript is spliced from 20 exons.
UUGUUCCGGGAAGUGAAGCAGUGCCUGAUAUAAACAGCAGCCUGGCAGUUCAAUCGGCUUGGGUAAAUAAUUUGGAAGGUCACAGCAGAAUUCAUCUAGUUGAUUGUAAUCUAACCAUGCAUACAGACAAGAGAGUAAAGUAACUUUUCAAGGAAUACAAGACCUAUAAAGAUGCCGGCAGUAUCUUCAGGUCUAAAAGAACUGUACCUCUCAACAUCUCUAGGAGAAUUAAACAAGAAAGCUGAGGUUAAACCAGAUAAAAUCAGCACACGAAGCUAUGUUCAGAGUGCUUGUAAAAUAUUUAAAGCUGCAGAAGAGUGCAGAUUGGACAGAGAUGAAGAAAAAGCAUAUGUGUUUUAUAUGAAGUUCCUCUCUGUUUAUGAUCUUAUUAAAAAAAGGCCUGAUUUUAAGCAGCAGCAGGACUAUGUUAUGUCUAUGCUUGGACCAACAAGUUUCAAAAAAGCAAUUGAAGAAGCUGAGAAGCUGUCUGAUAGUCUUAAACUUAGAUAUGAGGAAGCAGAAGUACGCAAAAAACUAGAAGAGAGGGAAAGACAAGAAGAAAAGAAGAAAAAACUAGAGAAAUCAAAAACUGAAGAAAAAGAACCAGCCAAAGGUGCUCUGAAAGAAAAUGGAGAUGUGAAAAAAGACAAGAAGAUUAAGUUGGAGCAGAAGGAUUUAAAAGAUGGUCAAAAUAAGACAUCAAAAGACUCUGUGUCACUUGGAGCAAUUACAGCAAAAAAACUUUUUGAAAUAUUAAAUGAUCAAAACAUUGCUGUUAUUAUAAUGGAUGCCAGGAGUCAAAAGGAUUAUCAGGAAUCUCAAAUUCAAGUGCCUACUCAGAAGAGUAUCAGCGUUCCUGAGGACAUUAUAAAACCAGGAAUAACAGUAAACCAGAUAGAGGCAAACUUGCCUUCAGAAUCCAGAGAACAAUGGAAGAAACGAGGCCUUGCUGAUUAUGUAGUUUUGUUAGAUUGGUUUAGUUCUGCAAAAGACCUAAAACUUGGGACCACACUACAAAGCCUAAAAGAUGCAUUGUUUAAGUGGGACAGUCAGACAAUACUUCGGAGUGAACCAUUGGUUUUAGAAGGUGGUUAUGAAAGCUGGCUUCUUUGUUAUCCCAUGUAUACAUCUAAUGCCAAAAUCAAACCUCCAAAGCAGGAGAGGACUGAAACCAUAGUUGUUUCAUUAAAUUUUAGCUACCCAUCUUUAGAAGAGCCUCCUGUACAAGUUAACAUAGAACCAGAACAUCCUGUGGAAGUAAAUGGGAAGAUUCCCUUUGAUGAAACUGAGCUUCAAGUAGAAGAUUCAGAAGAAACUAAACAGCCUACAAAAAAUAUACCUGAGCAAAACCAGGUGGAAUCACCCAUACCUUCUGCAAAAUCAGAAAGCGAGGCAGUCAGCAAAACUGUAGUGACAACUAAGAUUAUUCCACAAAUUGAUCGUACCAAGAAGCCUUCAGUAAAAAUACCAAAUGGCACCAAAUCUGGCAUAGCUGCUGCAUCCACUGACCAAAAAAAUAUUCACAAUGGACCAGUUGUUCCUGAUCGCUCGGUAAAACCAUCUUUUGACAUAAGCAGUUCUCUCACGGAGGAAGAGAAAAAUCAGAUUCAUCUAGAAACAGCUAGUCUUAUAGAAAAGGCAAAAAAAGAGCAGGAAUUGCGAAAACGAGAAAAAAAUGUACAAGAAGAGCAACAAAAGGAACAAGAAAGACAAGAACAGAAGGAGAAAUUAGAGCAGGAAGAAAGAGAGAAAAAGCAGAAGGAGGAGAAAGAACACAAAGAAACAGUGGAGAGGAAAAGGUUAGAAAAACUUGAAGCUGAAAAAGCAGAGCUGGAAAAAAAACUAAAGGAAGAACAAGAGAAAGGAAGAAGUAGUGAAAUGGCUCAAGUAAAUAAGGGCUCCAGAGAAUCCUCUCCAGAUAUCAUGGCCAGUCAUGAAACUAAGAGAGAAACCUUGAACCGAGCCAGGAGUGAAGAAAUGGGCAGAACUGUGCCUGGUUUGCCUGAAGGCUGGAUGAAGUUUUUAGAUACAGUGACUGGGACUUUUCGAUAUUAUCAUUCACCCACAAAUAUGGUUCACCUGUACCCACCAGAGAUGAGUGUAUCUGCAACACCCCCUUCCACACCCCCCACUCUUAAGCCAAAGCAGCAGCCACAGGUGGAGCUAGAAAAGGGGCACUCCAAGUUGAAGCGUUCUUACUCUUCUCCAGACAUCACACAAGCCGUCUUGGAGGAAGGCAAGAAGAAAGUGAUUGUAACUCCCACAAUUAACCGAGGAACUAAGCCUGCCAGCUUCACCACAUACACUAAAACUGAGUUCACACGGCCAACUGCUACUCAGAUACGCAACCUCAACCCUGUGUUUGGUGGUCUAGGUGCUGCUCUUACAGGUCUGCGAAAUCUUGGCAACACCUGUUACAUGAACUCUAUCCUGCAAAGCUUGUGUAACACUCCACGCUUGGCAGAAUAUUUCAAUAAGAACUACUAUCAGGAAGAUAUCAACAGAUCCAACAUUUUGGGACAUAAAGGAGAAGUAGCUGAAGAAUUUGGAGUUAUUAUGAAAGCACUGUGGUCGGGGCAGUACAGGUUUAUUAGUCCCAGAGAUUUUAAAUUUACAAUUGGGAAGAUUAAUGAUCAGUUUUCAGGCUUUGAUCAGCAGGACUCACAAGAGCUGUUACUUUUCUUAAUGGAUGGGCUUCAUGAGGAUCUAAAUAAAGCUGACAAUAGGAAAAGGUACAAAGAAGAAACUAAUGAUCACCUUGAUGACUACAAGGCUGCAGAAUUGGCUUGGAGUAAACACAAGAUGCUUAAUGAAUCCAUUAUUGUGGCCCUGUUUCAAGGCCAGUUUAAAUCCACAGUGCAGUGUCUGACAUGUCAUAAAAAAUCCAGGACAUUUGAAGCUUUCAUGUACUUGUCAUUGCCAUUAGCAUCUUCAAACAAAUGUUCCCUGCAGGAAUGUCUGAAGUUAUUUUCUAAAGAAGAAAAACUAACUGACAACAAUAAAGUGUUAUGCAGCCAUUGCAAAACUCGAAGAGAUUCAACCAAAAAGAUUGAAAUCUGGAAGCUCCCACCUAUACUGCUUGUGCAUUUAAAAAGAUUUUCUUAUGAUGGCAGAUGGAAACAGAAGCUUCAGACAUCUGUGGAUUUCCCUUUGGAAAAUCUGGAUUUGUCCCAGUAUGUGAUUGGUCCAAAGAGUAAUUUAAAGAAAUACAGCUUGUAUGGAGUAUCUAAUCACUAUGGAGGACUGGAUGGAGGUCAUUAUACAGCUUACUGCAAAAAUGCUAUAAAGCAACGAUGGCACAAGUUUGAUGAUCACGAGGUGUCUGAUAUUUCGACAUCUUCAGUCAAGUCUUCUGCUGCUUAUAUUCUAUUUUACACCUCCUUGGAUUUCCGAGUGUCAGAAAUUGCCACUUAAUAAAACUGCACUUCAUCAAACAACAUUCUGGUUAUCAUUACGGUACAGAGAACAUUAUAAAAAUAACUUCCUAAUUGAAGGAAAGUAAUCAGUACAGGUCUGUGGGUGCCUGAAUUUACACUCUUUUAGCAUUUACAUAAAUAUAAAACAACCGUAACUCAUCUUUUAGUGAGGCUAAAAAGCAUAUCUUCCUGUCCAUUACAGUAAUACAAUACUGCCUGUAGGAAAAAGUCCAGUUUAGCACGAUUUAAAAUGUGUAAUACACAAUGACCUUAUUAUACUGUAGUCAAAAUGGAACUAUGUAAAAUUCAUUAAAUGUUAUAAACCUUGUCUCUAGAUUUUCAUAUUUAUGGCCUUUUCACAUAACUGAAAUUCAGCUUCCCUGUACUUUGAAUUUAUUAGAAUAAUUAUAUAGAAUUGUAUAUGUAUACAAAACUGCUGAUAUUGCACAUGAAAUCUUAUGUAUAUAGCUUUGAAAAUAAAUAUUCAUUUAUUUAAUCAACCAGUUACAUUUAUUGUGAGAGACAUGCAUGCACAUAUAUACGAAGAAUUGCUACUUCAGACCUUACUAACCACAGUUUUUACUAACUAGCAUUUACAAAAUUUGUGGAGAAUAAAUUUUUACACAAA